Protopterus annectens (West African lungfish) is the source of this 4570-nucleotide messenger RNA. Its product is annotated as baculoviral IAP repeat-containing protein 8-like. Gene Ontology annotation, cellular component: nucleus; cytoplasm. Gene Ontology annotation, biological process: regulation of cell cycle; positive regulation of protein ubiquitination; negative regulation of apoptotic process. NCBI's taxonomy places the organism in Eukaryota, Metazoa, Chordata, Ceratodontiformes, Protopteridae. Bases 209 to 550 code for a protein of 113 amino acids. Gene Ontology annotation, molecular function: cysteine-type endopeptidase inhibitor activity involved in apoptotic process; ubiquitin protein ligase activity. The transcript is spliced from 4 exons. The record is from RefSeq and is a predicted model, not a curated record.
UCGUCAAGCCCCCCCACCCCCAGGGUUCCAAAGAACAACUGAUAAUCCUGAGGAAUCACAAAAUUGGGUAGAGGAAUUCCAACUCUGCCGUUUGGGUACGACAGCAGCAGCAGAUAAUCCUGAAACGGGUGAAGAUGCAACACAAAGUUCUGCAGGACAGCAAGAGGGUGCCACAGUGCAGAGUGCUGUAAUACAACAUGUAAGGGACAUGGGUUUUGAAUUAGAAAAGAUCGUGGCUGUUGUGGAACAAAAACUGCAGAAAACAGGGAAGAAUUAUGAUACUGUGCAAGCCUUGGUAACAGAUCUGCUGAAAGCAGAAGGAAAAUCAGAUGAUGAAAACAUGGAGCAUUCAGAAGAAGCUGAUGUUCAGGAGAAAUUGAGACGCUUGCAAGAAGAAAAGCUCUGUAAAAUCUGUAUGGAUAAGAAUAUUUGUAUUGUUUUUAUUCCCUGUGGUCAUCUGGUAACAUGCCAGAGUUGUGCUGCAGCCAUUGAGAAAUGUCCUAUAUGCUGCUGUGUCAUUAAUCAGAGACUUAAAACUUUUAUGUCCUAGAUCUUCUAUGAAAAGGCAUUUGGACACUGUUAUGUGUUUGCACAUAAGUUUGCAAGUAAAUAUUUCAGCAUUUCUGUAAGUGCUGAUUCUAAGUAACUUGAUAUGGCUUUAUGUUUUGCAUAUUGAUUGUAAGAGAUCUUUCAGGACUGAAUUUCACAAGAGGCCAACAUAAAUAAACCAUUAAUGUGUGUAUAGCAUAAAAAAAAUCAAUUUUUUCACUGUGAGAUUUUCACAAAUUUCAUAUAGCAAUUCACCCUUCACACCCACCCAUUCGCACAGGUGUGCGGUUUGUCUGCGAUGCCCUUUUGAAAGAACAAAGCCAGAUACUUGGCAGUGAUUUGCAUACACAUUUUCUGGUAACUUUGACUGUGGGCGGGUAAGUUUAAGGGUAGAAUUCUUAACUUAUACAAUUAUACCUUCAUUAUUUGCAAAAGCAGAUAAAAACCUUUCGUAUCAUUUUAUCCUUGUGGCAAAAAGGAUUAUGUCUGUAGGGAAAAUAUGGGAAACUAAAGGAUCAGAAGGGCAUGCAGGAGAAAGACUAUAAAAAGGAAGAUGUUUUAACACAGUAAAAAGAAAAAAAAAUGUGAUGCAAUGCCAACCACUUCCAGGUAUGCAGAAUUCCAGUUCUCGGUUAAAUUUAUCAAAACAGAAUUGUGAGGCAUAUUUGAUUAUUUUAAAUAUUGGUGAACUAACAUUUUUUUGCAGGAGUCCGUAUUCUUUUUUUCUAUAAAAUUUUAUUAAUUUUCCGUAUAACAAGAACUUACUACAACAAUCUACUUGAACAAAACUAUUUCCAAUUGUCUACAGUUCUUGCUACAACAAACAGUAUAAUUAUAUACAGUUACCUACAGUUCAUGUUUGAAUAUUUUUCUUUAUCUGUUCCAUACAUCAGUAAUAGAUAUAAACUGACUUUCACUUCAAUCAGAUUUUUCUAAUAAAAGCUUUUUAUCCCAUACAUAUAAUCUGGAUUAUUGUUUAAGCAUUUUUAUUAAAUCACAGUUUACAUAAUGACAUGGGUAGACAAACAUUAAUAGAAAACCAAACAUACUGACAUUAUUUUCGUGCAGUACACAUGCAUGUUUUGUUUUAACAGUUAACAUUCACUCCAUCAUUACUAAAGUUGAUUGAUUCCUGACUUUCCAUAAAUCUCACUUCUCUUGAACAUUAUGCUGCAUGUAUUCCCACAAAUUCCAUUUAUUUCUUUAUUUACUCCUUCCUUUUUCUAAAGGUCUCGCCUCCAGUUCUGUUAUCUUCUGUACAAUAUUCAUUACCUCAGUUACAGUUAGUUUAAAUUUUGAUUUCCAUUUUCUAAUAAUUGCUUUUUUGGCAGCCAGUAGGAUUAAAUGUUGCAAGGCAUUACGCUUACUAGGCAGUUAAGAUCCUGUGUCCCAGGUCAAAAGAAUCAUUUUUAGUUACAACUAUUUGCUCCCCCAACAUUUCUGACAAAGUAAUCUGUAGGGCAUUUUUAAAAAUAUGUCAUAUCAUUACACUCCAGAAAACAUGUCUCCAGUUACCUUUCUCUUUCCUGUCUACCUUCAGCAUUUGCUGUCUGAGGAUAUUUCUGUGGAGUCUGCUUUGAGUAUAAAAUAUUUAUGCAAACACAUCUAAGCAAAAAUCCAAAACCUUCUGGACUUUGUAGCAUACUUGGGAACCAUACAGAUGUCUUAUUGUUCCUUUCUUAAUUUUAUUUCCAGUCUCUAUUCCCCAUCUCUUCUCUCCUCCUCUAAUUGAUUUGUAUGGUUAUCAUGCAGUAUUUUGUAAGGCCUGCUAAUUAUGCUGUUUUAACAGCAGCUUCUAUUCUAGUCACAACUAAAAACUCCGUAAGAGCCGGUCUUUCAAUCAGUGCACCUGUAUCCCUUUCUGUUUUCGUAUACUCUGGUGGCAGACUUUGGUAAGGAAGGCAGUCUUUAAUCUGUAAACAAAACUUCUGCUUAGACUCACCCUACUCUGUUACCUCUCUCUCUUUCUCUAGGUAUUUGCUCCCAAUACAUUGAUUCCUUUGCCAUUUUAGUCCAGCCCCUUCUUGUCUGUUUUCUACCCCUACUUGAUCCCAUCCUUUUUGGCAACAUCUCCUUUAUCCAUUCCUGUGUUGGCUUAGUUUUAAAAAAAAAUGUUUUACUCUAUGAAUGUAAUAUUUUGUAUGUGGUGGUGGUCCUCCUUAAGGAUAUCCAUAGUCCUACUGUCUCUUUCCUUCUCUAAUUUCCCUUUUGAUUCAUCAUCAUUCCUUUCAAUUUUGAUUUAUAACCUUCUGUGUGUUAUGAACUUUAACUGCAUAUUCCUUAAGUAUCCCUUCAAAUUAUGUUGUUCUAUGGGGAGGAUCAGCUUCUCCAGCAAUAACUUUUGCCCUCUUCUACUCCCAAAUAAAAUUCUUCAGCUCUCAAUUAAUUAUCCACAACAGCUCCUCUGGUUGAUAAAAAUGCCUGACCUGUAUGUAAAACUAAUGGGACUAACACAUUUUCACUGCCUGGAUAUUACUCUCCAUAUCCAUAAUCAAUAGCUUCUAGUUUCUCAUUUUUUGAAUUACCCUUUUUUUAGUCUCAUCUCACAUAUCCUUAGCUUACUUAACUGAAUCCUUUAUAAUCCAUACACCUAAAUACUUUAUCUUGCCAUUACCCAUAAAUAUGGGUAUGGAUGAACCAAUUCGUGUUUACUAAUGUAGUCUUUGUUUUAUCUCCAUUAAUUUUAUAUCCCGAAAAGUCUUGAAACUGUCUCAUAAUGUUCCACAGCACUAAAAUGUUUCUGCAUUGUUGAAGUACAAAAUAAUGUAAUUUGCAAAAAUAUGGCUUUUCUUGUUUGCCAUAUCAUUUAUAUCUUUGUAUCUGUGAGUCCCCCAUUUUCUUUGUCAGUGCAUCUGAAUAUAAAGAUGACACCCUUCCUUUUUGGAGAGGAACCCCCUUCCACCUUAACUAUUGUCUCUGUCCUUUCAUAUAUCUUCCUAAUUAUCUGUAUCCUAUCAGGGGAAUGCAAAUGCUACCAUUGCCGUGCUCAUAAACUCCCAGCUGCCUCUAUUGAAUGCUUUCUCUGCAUCAAGACCCACCAAGAAGAGCUAUAUUUAUAUAUUUUGCUUACCUUUGAAUCUUCUUUGUUCUGUUAAUGUUGUUAAAUGUUUGGCUGCCCUCCAGAAAACUGCAUUGAUUCAUGUGUGUCAGUUUUAGAAACACCUUUGCUAUUCUUUUAGCUAGUACAGACAAACCCUUUAUAAUCAUGGUUUGAAUUGAAAUGAAGCUGGGUCUGAAGGGUCUUUACCUUCUUUGAGUAAUUCAGGCACGACAGUCAAGAUGUUGGUGGAUUGUUAGUAAUAUUAAUACAAACGCAUGUAUUUCUUUUUGACAUGCAACAGUGGUCAGUCUUGUAAGAAGAUCUUUAAAAGAUGGACUUCUUGUUUCUAGUUCCUGUUGUAUACUUUUCUGUUAAAAGCCAUCAGCUCUCAUAAUUGAAGGUUUUAUGAUUUUUCUUUCAAUGACUUCUGGAACAGGAGAAUUUGUCAGUAUUAAUGACCUUGAAACUAUACAUUUAUCAGACCACAAAACUUUGAAAAAAAGAUUUUUUCUUCCCAAAACUUACUAAGUUUUUUCACAGACAUAAAUGUAUGUUGCCAAAUCAGCCUUUGGUUUCCUCUGUCAUUAGUAGUACAUUAUUUCUUCACUUUUUAUAGAUUUUAUUAUUUUAUAUGGCGUUGCAGAUGUUCUAUUGAGUAUUUAGUCCACGUGACUACUUUGUUAGGCACUAGUAGUUGUUGAACCCACUGACUUCAGAAUCACAAUUCUGAUAUUUUUUUCUGUCUUUCAUAUCAUGUUGUAGUAAGAAUUUCUCAUGUUUGUCAUCAGGCUUGUUCGUAUUAUAUAAUUUAUUUUUUUCUGUCUUUCAUAUCAUGUUGUAGUAAGAAUUUCUCAUGUUUGUCAUCAGGCUUGUUCAUAUUAUAUAAUUUAAAAAGACAUAGCAUAUUACUGUUAUCACCAUUUAUAAUGGAAGACACUUGUCUCUUUCUCUCUUAGUGAAAUAAAUUCUAGUUUAACCAAA